AUGGCUGCCCGACUGCAAUAUUUCAUAGAGUCUCCCCGGCCAAGAAAAUCUCGGAAAACCGAACUUCCGUAUCUUAUAAUUCUUGCAGACGCGCCAGGGUCAGACUUGAUGAAGCGUGUCUUCACACGCCCCUUCUCUAGAACUCCAACAAACAUAAAUCUUAUCCUUCUCUUUCAAGACAGCGAACAAUCGAACCAAAGUCACCCGAUCGAUGGGUACACAAUGCAACAGGCUAACGCACUAGUCAAAAUGAAUAGGAAAUUGUUUGAGGACAUGAUUCGGGAGCGCACUAACCCUGAGUUGAACCGCAUCGUCUGGACAACAAGUCUCCAACGAGAGGUCAUCGACAAUGAAUCUCUGGACAAUGAUCUACUGCGCUUGCUGCAAGAGCCCUUUGAAAUGGUUCUUAGACGCUUGUACGAAGCCAUGGACAUCUCGUUCGUCCCGCAAUUCCCCCACGCAGGAUCUCCAUCCUCUACAUUAUACCUUGCACAAGCACACCGGUAUGAAGAUGUCAUUGAGGCAUCAAAGCGUUCGGAAACAUCGGCAUUCAAGCCAAAAGAGGAGAAGAAAGCCGAAAGCACGUCAAAUACGCCGAAAGAGAUUUCAGGCAAGACCAGAUGGGAAGAUCUGAGAGACCAAGCUGAGUCGCGCCUCGAAAGUGGAGACAACAAACACGCCCUUGCAAUGUUCCAAGAAUGCCUAAGAAUGGACAUUCCAUAUAACACUGCUGUUUGGGAAAUCAAAUCAGGUCUAGCCUUCGCUCGCUUGAUGCUGGGACAAUAUGUUCAAGCUGAGAAGGAUCUGCACCAGUUACGAGAUGACCUGAGGGAGUAUGAUAAUCAAUUCCUCAAACCAAGCAUAACAAAUACCCAUGGCGCUAUACUCCUGAGCCAUGCUCUUGCUCUGUUUCGAACUGGCAACUACGAGGAAAUGAAUUACUGUUUGAAUGAGAUAGUACUGCCUAACGAGUACAUGCCACUAUCUUCAGAGCAACCCAAAGAGCAACUAAAGCUUUGCAAACUUUCGGCUUCUGUUUGCCGACUUCGGGCUCUGGUUAUAGCUCACCGAGGGUUUCUUCAUUCCCCGAGGAUAAAUGAAGAACUAAAUGCGGCGGACAAGUGGUGCGGGAAGCUCGACAAUCUGAAGUCCGAGACAUCCAACGAAGCUGACACUGCGCAUGAGUGGUGCGAGAAGUUUAUAUACAUUCAGUCCUACGAGGGUAUCAGGAUCUCUAAUAUUCUCAACAAAGCCCGUAUCCACGUUCUUCAAGGGUGCUAUCAUCAGGCACUGUCAGUUCUACAACCAGCCUUGAGCGAUGCGAUAGUCAAGAUAGGAGAGACUAAUCUCCUAACUAUUGAAGUUGCACUCCUCAGUUCCUUUCUUCAAGUUGAGACGGGCCAAGUCCACCAUGGGAGGAUUUCGUGUGAGCGAUGCGCCGAAGUAAUAGAGAAAGCUUUUGGAAAUGAGCAUCCUCUAGCGCUAGAGGCAGAGUUUAUUUUAAUCUCUGCGGCGCAGCGAGAAGGAUUCUUGACGCUUGCACUGGACGAUUCUGCAUCUUUGUGUCGACGUGCCGAGUCGACCGCCAACCUGGGUCAUGGCCACCCUUCGACUCUUAAGUACCGGAGCCAGCUUGGCGCGCUACAUAUCGAAUGUGGCAAUUAUUCGACCGCUGAAGCUAUUCUGACUGCGGUCCAGGAGUAUGGAGUGAGACUUUGGGGGGAACGACACCCUGAGGUAUUAAGAGUCCGCUCUCAGCUUUCCCUAGCCAAAUACCACUUAGGGGCCCUAGAGGCUGCCGAAACUGAGACUUUUGCUGUACUAUACUGCCAGCUUCAAAAGUUUCUGCGCUUUCAGCGCGAUGAUCUUUGGCAGGAAGAUGCUCACUACGGUGUGAGAUCCUUCCUGAGGAAGUCAUUGCUGAAGGACAUCGGAGGCGUGUUCGCCACAUCAGGCUCGGGAGUCGCAGCUCAUCCUGAUAUCCUGUACACUUUAUUCCUGUGUGGAAAGAUCUUUACAAGGCAACCCCAUUCAGAACUGGACCUGGCACUCAGUGUCCUGGGGCUGGUACGUGAUGCUGGGAAGAAAAGCCUGGGGCGUUUCCACCCGCUGCCGCUCAUGGCUUGUUUGUCCAUCGGAGAAAUACAUUCAACAACAGCAAUGGUAAAGGCAGAUGACAAAGAACGCCAGGAACUUUACAGGAAGGCGAUCUGGUGUUUCAAUACUGUUGCUGGGGACGAGGCUCCAUCGUCAGGCUGUACCAACUUACUUGGUGAAGAAGACGCAGAUCAACUUGACCUGUCAGUACCUCUAGAUAGUGAGCACCCCAUCAUUCUACAUGCGAGGCAAGAAUCUAUACUGGCGAAACUACUUGCCUCUGAAUUCGAAAACGACACGACACAGGAUGUGGACUACAGCAGCGAGCUCAACGUCAUCUUAGCCGCUCAGCAGAGUCGUCCGGGCCGCAGUCAUCGCCAGACGGUCAAGACUUUGAUGUCAAUCCUGACGAUUGAGUUAUGCCUCGAAAAACCUUCAAUAGAAACUGUGACUGGAAUAAUAUUCGAGAUUAUGUGGAUUCUCGAGAAGACGGAUGCGGAACGCGAAAGGUUUUUGGAAUGUUUGCUUUUGCGAGAAAGGUUAGCAGGGGUCCUGGCAACUCGCCAAGACUUAUUUAGAAAGGAUUACGGGCAUUUAAUCGUAUUUAUUGAAAGGCAAAUUAAGGAGGCUGAAGGAGUAGAGGAUGAGUCGAUGAGAAAGAGUGUAGGAAGGGUCAAGGACCGAAUCUCUCUCAUGUCAAACAGUCAUGAUUAG
This is a messenger RNA of Fusarium mangiferae, 2811 nucleotides long. RefSeq lists its product as uncharacterized. Bases 1 to 2811 code for a protein of 936 amino acids. The record is from RefSeq and is a predicted model, not a curated record. The transcript has a single exon. Gene Ontology annotation, molecular function: protein binding. Lineage: Eukaryota; Fungi; Ascomycota; Sordariomycetes; Hypocreales; Nectriaceae.